Messenger RNA from Diaporthe amygdali, 303 nucleotides. RefSeq lists its product as uncharacterized. Lineage: Eukaryota; Fungi; Ascomycota; Sordariomycetes; Diaporthales; Diaporthaceae. The coding region runs from base 1 to 303 and encodes 100 amino acids. The record is from RefSeq and is a predicted model, not a curated record. The transcript has a single exon.
AUGAUCUGGUCCAAGAUGCCGACGCAACGUGGCUGGUUUGGCACCACGGUUGAGACGGCCUGCAAGCGUGCGCUCAACGCAAGUGGUAAAGAGCAAAACGACAGAGCAAGAACCCUGCAGCAGCUGAGGGAUCUCGGGACUCGGCGCAGCGUCAUAAGCACGAGCGUUGGAACGAGCGAUAACAACACGCGUGCAGGAGUCAUCGACGACCGGGCCCCUAUGCUAGCAAAACGAGGAAUCAGAAAGACGUCAACGACAAUGGUAGCUUUGAAGGACGUAGAAUCUGCGAAAGUAGCAAAGUAA